UGUGUAUGUGUGGUGGGGGGGCGUGUUUGUCAGCCACAGACCGAGCUCCGUUUACUAAUCUGACGGAUCGGUUUAACCCGGCUGUUAUCCCGCUCAGUGUUGAUUAGCCCGGCUCUGUUUAGUCCGGCACGGCCCGCUGCGCCAGCAUGUUGUCCAGCCCGCAGGACCAGAACCAGGAGCCGAACCAGGAACAGAAAGAGGAGAUGAAGAAAGAGGUGAAGGCGGAGGAGAAAAUGGAGGAGACGAAGGAGGAGAAAAAGGAGGAGGAAAAGAAAGAGGAGAAGAAGGAAUCCUGGAAGGAUUGUAUCUACAACCCGAGGACCGGAGAGUUCCUGGGCCGGACCGCCAGCAGCUGGGGUCUCAUCCUCCUCUUCUACCUCGUCUUCUAUGGGUUUCUGGCAGGAAUGUUCACUCUCACCAUGUGGGUGAUGUUACAGACUCUGGACGAAAAUGUCCCCCGCCAUCAGGACCGAGUGGCCAACCCAGGUUUGGUGAUUCGCCCUCACGCAUCUGAAAUCUCCUUCAACCGCAGUGACCCGACAAACUACAACCAGUACAUCGAACAACUGCACGACCUCCUGCAGCAUUACAAUGACAGUCUGCAGGAGCGUAACGACUUGUGUCUGGUGGGUGAAUACACUGAACAGGAUGACGAGCUGAUAAAGAAAGUGUGUCAGUUUAAACGCAGUACUCUGCGUCAGUGCUCCGGUCUGCCUGACGCCAGCUUCGGAUACGCUGAGGGGAAACCAUGCAUCAUUAUCAAGAUGAACCGGGUCAUCGGACUGAAACCACGAGGAGACCCCUACAUCAACUGUACUGCCAAGAGAGACAGUCCGUUACAGAUGCAGUACUUCCCAUCAGAAGGUCGUCUGGACAAAAUGUUUUUCCCGUACUACGGCAAGAAAGCCCAUCCCGACUACGUGCAGCCUGUGGUCGCAGUGCAGUUGUUGUUAACAAAAGAAGACUAUAACGUUGAGCAGACGGUGGAGUGUAAAAUUGAGGGUUCAGACCUGCGUAACGACGACGACCGGGACAAGUUUAUGGGUCGUGUCACUUUCCGGGUCAAAGUGUCGGAGUAACCGGACCCACCAAUUUCCAUGGAUACCACAAACUAGAUAUAAACUGGAAAUAAAUCUCCAGUUCCGGCAAACUUUGUAAUCCAGACCUGAUCUAAUCCUGGAUGUCUGAAUCUGGUUCAUCCUGUUCAGACUCUUAUGAGGAAACCAGAUCUGGACCAAUGAGAGCUAAAUAUGGUUACGCUGCCAGAACCCUUUUAGACCUGAUCCUGGUUCAGUCCUGAUCUGGUUCAGACCUGUCUAACCCUAACCCUGCUCCAGAUGUUUUACUUGUUUUAUUACAAAUCUCCUCCUUAGUAGACCAAACAGAAACCAGUGUGACUCCAGUUUAACCUGUUCAGACAGUUGGAGCGGAUCAGGUCUGUUCUGGAAACAUGUGAGCCAGCUGCACAAUGUGUUAUUUUCAAACGUAUGUAUAAUAGUGAUGUAAUAAAAACAAAGAUAUGAUCCCAGCAGUCUGUAACAGAGCAGCGCAGCAGAAACUAACUUCACUACAGAAACUUCAGUGAAAUCACACUGAGACAGAAAACUAAAUUAUCAGUUUAGAUUUGCUCUGAUUAUUUUAAAAGUUAGGCUAACAUUCAGCUGGUCUGUAAUUACAUUACUCUCCUUCCACUUAAUGCCACAGGAACUGCCUUUACAAUAUUUAGCAUACUGAAGAUGUGAUUAUUCUCAGUUUUUAACUGUAACCUGAUUGUGAACAUUUUCAGGUUCAGGGAUGAAGAGAAAACAGAUCUGUAGUUCUGCAGCAGAAAGCUGAAAAUUUUGACCAUGUAAACUUUUUAAUAAUGUUUGUCAGGGUUUUUGUUUAAAAAGUCCUGACAAAGAACAGGUCAGUGUAGCAGCAGGAUCGUAUGACAGUCAUCUGAUUACUGAUUGCCUGUGUGUAAAGGUUUUAUAAUUAAACAGCAUAUUGCAGUUUAUGCAAACAACUGCUAAAAGAAAAUUCAUUGUCAAUACAAACUUUUCAUAGAUGAGUAAAAAGAAAUCUCAUGGUGUGUUUAAUGUUUCACCUGAAUGCUAAUUCUAGUUUCCUGUGUGUUUAAUGUUUAAAAUAUUCCAGUGUAACACUGUCUGUAGAAAAUACAUUAAUCUGGGUCAACAAUAAUAAUAAUUAUUAAUAAUAAUUAUUAUUAUCAUUAUUAUUAUUAUUAUUGAUGAUGAUGCCAUAACAGGUCCUCUAGAGGGCGCUCUGUACGGGGAUUAAAGGCAGAUACAUAACUGCACUAAAGAGCGCCAUCUAGAGGAUUAACAUUACACUGAAGCAGAACGCUGCCUUGGUGCUGCCCCCAUCCCCCACCUGUCUGGUCAUCUGUUAGGAACAAUACUAAUAAUAACACUAAUAAUACUUUAUAGAUCUAAUGAGUUCCUCCCAAUGAAACCCUAACUAUACAACCAAAUGUACAUUUUUUUUAAAAUGUGAAUUGAGUGUGAUUCUAACUACUGCUUGUGAUUAUUGAACAAGAUGACAUCAUCAGCAGAGAAUCAAUCAAUCUUCAGUAAAUAAGUUUCAUCAUGACAUCUGUGUUGUUUAAAGUGGUUUCUAUCCUGAAUGAAAGAUACUCGUCUGAAAUAGAUUGAAUUGUGGUUAUAUUAUUUAUGUUUGUCUGCUGAAGGAACAGUGACAAGAAACAAGAUGAAGAUGCAUCUACACUACUGCAAAUAGAAAAUAAAGAUCCAGCAAUGUUGUUAUUUA
This is a messenger RNA of Siniperca chuatsi (mandarin fish), 2772 nucleotides long. RefSeq names its product ATPase Na+/K+ transporting subunit beta 3b (gene atp1b3b). Gene Ontology annotation, biological process: sodium ion export across plasma membrane; intracellular potassium ion homeostasis; intracellular sodium ion homeostasis. NCBI's taxonomy places the organism in Eukaryota, Metazoa, Chordata, Actinopteri, Centrarchiformes, Sinipercidae. Gene Ontology annotation, cellular component: sodium:potassium-exchanging ATPase complex. The transcript has 7 exons. Gene Ontology annotation, molecular function: ATPase activator activity. The record is from RefSeq and is a predicted model, not a curated record. The coding region runs from base 147 to 1079 and encodes 310 amino acids.